Molecule: messenger RNA, 961 nt
Organism: Scophthalmus maximus (turbot)
Lineage: Eukaryota; Metazoa; Chordata; Actinopteri; Pleuronectiformes; Scophthalmidae
Gene: timm8b
Product: translocase of inner mitochondrial membrane 8 homolog B (yeast)
Exons: 2
Coding region: 128-397 (89 amino acids)
Source: RefSeq, a predicted model, not a curated record
CGUUUACCCACAAGCUACCACGCGCGGUUCAGACGCGUCGGUUGCAGUCCGAAGGUCACGUCGGUCCACCCACCACGUUGUCGCCGGUCUGUACAGCCACUGCUUGACAACGCCGCUUAGUAACACUAUGGACGGCUUCGAUAACUUCGGCGCGUCGGACAAGGCGGAGGCGACGGAGCUGCAGCGCAUGAUCGCCGUGGAGCAGCAGAAAGCGCAGUUCCAGGCCCAGGUGCACAGCUUCACUGACAUUUGCUGGGACAAGUGUGUGGACAGCCCGGGCUCGAAGCUGGACCACCGCACGGAGACGUGCCUGGUGAGCUGCGUGGAGCGAUUCAUCGACACCACCCUUACCAUAACCAACCGGUUCACACAGAUGGUGCAGAAGGGCGCUCAUUAAUAAUGGACUACCGACGCCAACAUUGACUGUAUUAUGUUUUACCCUACACGUUGGUGGAAGAUACUGUGAAGAGGAUGCGCUGUUCUAGCUUACUUCUCUGGACUGGUGGUGCUUUAACAGAAAUCAUGUAAUUUGACUUUAGAGAACUGACGCAGUUCCAUCCCGUCUGUGAUCCUUUGUGUACUGAACAAAAUUGGGGACGGACCCGUUGUCUCACUCGCCAACAUGUUGAUAUCAGGUUCGGCUCAGUGGCUAGUUUGGAUUUGUCCCUUUUUGUGUCUUACCAGUGAUUGAGAAAAAGAAGCAAGAGUUUAAGAAAAGGACGGCCCAACGAAUUUUAACAACACUGGUUGAUAAUAGAUUGUUUCAUAUAUUUAUUGGCAAAAACUGAGACGAUGAAGAACGAAAGCUCACUUUAAGGCAAGCCUCAAUAUUACAAAGGAAGUUUCUCUGAAAUUGCCAAAUACAAUAUCACAAUGCGCCAGUAAAUGUAUUCUAAUGAGUAAACAGAUGAAAACAAAAGAAAAAGUAUAAUGAUAAUAAAGUACAAACUAUUCUCAGUAA